UUGUAAAUAGAAAACUUUUGAAUAAUAACGGUUUGGAAACCCUUACCCUUUUCCUUCCGCCGCCAUCCUCGUCUCCGGCGCCGUUUGAUUUUCUGCCACCACGACCUCAGUUGCUCCGCCGCAAGAGCUUCACCUCUCAUCCACCACAAUUGCAAUUAUCAUAGCACAUAGGACAUAGGUGCUGCAACUGCACUCUGCAAAUGAAGUUUGCAGUGAAGAAAGCAUUGAGUAGCAGUGGCGCUCGUGUGGGAGUACUCGAGGUGGGAAGCUGCCCGGCGCCAAUCGAAACCCCUGCUCUUCUCCUGGCUACUCGAAAAGGCCUCCCUCACUUCAUCUCCCCUGAGCUUCUCCCUUCUCUCCCAUCGCCUGAUUCCAACCUCCUUCAAGUGUCUCCUCUGCACUUUUUGGAAGGACUCUCUACAACCACUAUAUCAAAAAUAGGAGGCCUUCACCAAAUGCUUGGUUUGAAACAACAUGGAAUUGCAGCUGUACCCAGGGAUUCUAUACAGUGCCUUCCUGAGUCCAAAGCAGCUACCAGACUUGGAGCUUCUUUCGAGACACCUUGUGGCCGUCUAUUGAUUAAACCUAAAGAUUAUAUUGAAAUGAUAUCCUGCAUGAAGCCAAAUAUAUGGGCAUCUUUGGCAGAUGAAGUACCUGCUUGGGUCUCUGAGAAAAGGAACAAAACCUCGGUAGAUAGAACUUUGAGAUGGCUUGAUGACUGCAUUUCGUUGUAUCCGGCAGCUGGAUCUAUCUUUGGUGCCAUCGUCGGAGGCACAAGUUUGGAAGAAAGGAAGCGAUGUGCAGAGGAGGUAGCUAAGCGAAAUGUAUCAGGCUAUUGGAUUGGAGGAUUUGGACUUGGAGAGGGCAUUGACGAGCGACCUGCUCUUUUAAGAGAAGUUAUGGAUAUCUUGCCAGACGAGAAGCCACGCUUAACAUGUGGGCUUGGACUCCCAGAGGAGAUUUUGCAGGGGGUUGCCGCAGGAAUUGAUCUUUUUGAUUCAACGUACAUCUAUUCCCUCACACUUGGAGGAUUUGCGCUAACCUUUUCAUUGGACAAAAGCGGGGAGCAACAUAAUUUACAGUCAGACCAGAUUGGAAGUGACUCGACUAAAAUUAACUUGAGAGCAACAGCUUACCGGAAAGAUAUGUCCCCCAUUUUAGAAAACUGCACCUGCUAUACGUGUCAAAAUCAUACUAAAGCUUACAUCAAUCACCUACUCAAUGUUCAUGAAAUGCUGGCACAGACUCUUCUAGAAAUACACAAUACCCAUCACUAUUUGAGGUUCUUCCAUGUAAUAAGAGCAGCAAUCCAAGAUGGAAGCUUUGAGGAAUUCCGGCAGGCGUUCUUGGAGAGCAGGCGUGAGCAUUUCAAAGGAGAAGCCAUUUCAACUUGAGAUCAUAUACAAGUUAAUGCAAAUUUUGUUGUUAAUUAAUUAGUCGUGUAAUUAUUUGUGAAAUUAAAUUAUAAAAUGGGAAUUAUUGAUUGCCAUUGGGUGGGGAAUGUUGUCCAUGCAUCACUUGUGGUUUUUUGUUUGAGUUAAAUUACUUGCCAGUUUAGCUGUUCAUUUAUUAGAUACACACUUGAUAAUACAAACUUGAAAGGGGUAUAUUUGAUUCACAAAAGUAACCAAUU
Arachis stenosperma is the source of this 1633-nucleotide messenger RNA. RefSeq lists its product as uncharacterized. The record is from RefSeq and is a predicted model, not a curated record. The coding region runs from base 201 to 1394 and encodes 397 amino acids. The transcript is spliced from 11 exons. Gene Ontology annotation, molecular function: tRNA-guanosine(34) queuine transglycosylase activity. Lineage: Eukaryota; Viridiplantae; Streptophyta; Magnoliopsida; Fabales; Fabaceae.